AUGGCUAAAUGAUCUUUUGAGCGGUAAAACAAAAACACGCUCUGCUCUCUCCUUCGUAUUCACAUUCUCAAUCCAUCGCCUUUUUCUCCUCUUUUUCUCCUUUGAAAACCCUCUCUGUAUUACUUUUUUUUCCUUUCAUCCGCCUCUAUAUCUAGAAACCCUAAUCUCCAUUCUCUCUUCUCCCUCUUCGUCGCCUUACAUCUUCUUCCUUUGUACGUUGUUUAGGGUUUUACAAAAAUAGAGAUUCAACAAACAACGCAGAGUAUGAAUCUGAGGAACAAAAGACCGAUCCUUUUAUUGGUCUAUUCUAUUUUUCUUCUUUGAUCAAUCUUCUAAUAGGUUUGGCAUUCUUCUAUAAGUCGUGAUGAUCAGCUUCAGGGCUGCCCACCACAGAGGCGGCUCCAUGAUGACCCUGUGGAAAACAACAAAUGGAGGCAUUGCCAGAUGUGCGAAAGGAUAAUCGAUUCAAUGCGUGCUUUCUAUCACAUGACAUGUCGAUAUGAUUACAGAAACAAUAUUGUUGUAUCCCUUUAUUUUAAACAUUUUUUACUUUUUUGAAAUAUUAUGGCAUUCGUCUAUAAGUCCAAACCCAGGUUUAACUUUUAUACGGGUCAAAAUUGCCACCUCUACUUGAUGCGUUAGAGGUCAUGUUUAAGUUUGAUUUGUUGUUCAGGUUGAUGAUGCAGAAACUAUAGUUAACCUAACAGAAGAGAUGGAGUCAACUGAUACCGCACUUCUUGAAGAGGCUGCCACCAUUGUUAAAGAAUUGAACAAGGCGUUGGAUAAGUUUGAGCUGAGUCAGCUUCUAUUGGGCCCUUAUGACAAAGAAGGUGCUGUUAUCAAUAUAACUGCUGGUGCUGGAGGUACCGAUGCACAGGACUGGGCUGAUAUGCUUCUAAGGAUGUAUGUAAGAUGGGGAGAGAGACAAAGAUACAAAACAAGAGUUGUUGAAAAGUCAAUGGGAGAAGAAGCUGGGAUCAAGUCAGCUACAAUCGAGGCUGAAGGUCGAUAUGCGUUUGGAUAUUUGUCCGGUGAAAAAGGAACACAUCGAAUUGUUAGACAAUCUCCUUUUAACGCAAAAGGUCUUCGUCAGACAAGCUUUUAUGGCGAUGAAGUGAUGCCUCUUCUUCCAGAAGAUUCACUAAAUGUUGAAAUACCAGAGGAAGACCUGCAAAUAGGUUUCUCGAUAGCCGGUGGGAGCGGUGGUCAGAAUGUUAAUAAACUUGAAACCGCUGUUCGGAUAACCCAUAUUCCAACCGGAGUAACCGUUCGUUGUACAGGGGCUGCUUUCUCUCUUCAUUUGACCUGUUUUUUUUUUGUUAAAUCCGUAAACUUAAGCCAUUUUAUUCUUUUGGAUAAAAAUAUCCCAAAUCUGUAUGUAACAAAGCAAAGGCAGUUAUUUUAUUAUAAAGUUAAACAACUCAAACAAGUGUACACUCCCGGCCCCGCACCUCCUAACUUGCUUGAUGUGUAUUAUAAUUCACUUGGUCACCAAGUCAAUCCCGGUUACACUAAAAUAUAUAACCUGUUUCGUAAAAGGGUGCAAUUAAGAUAUUGUCCAACGGUUCUGUCUGCAGAAUUUAGGAAUUUAGAAGAUAUAUAUAGCUUGCCACAUUGAUGAAGUCUUCGCAUUCAUCAGGUUGCUUUCGCUCGACUGUUCAAAUUAAGCCAACCAACCCAUUUAUACGAGACGGCAUCAGGAAUAAGGGAGAAGGUAGCGGCGGAAAACGAUCUUAUGUUACAUUUACGAAAAAUUCGCUUCCUUUACUGAUGAUUGACAAUAGAUGUCACUUCAAAUCUUUAUCAGCUAAGUGUUUGGCUAAACGCUCGCACUGCGCGAGGUAGGUUUUGACUUUUCUUUUUCUUUUUUUAAUAUAGUCAUGAUCUAAAAGAGAUUUUCCUAAACAUCAGCUCAAUCGCCAGUCGUCAAAACCAUCAGUUAGCAGCUCGGUACUUGCCAACUGAUCUGAAUGGAAAUCUAUCAAGCUGUGACAAAAUUGCAGGCAAAUGUUCAAGCCCGAGUGGUCCCGCUUACAGAAGGUUUUAAAUUAAUGUACUCAUCAUAGACACAUAAUUUGGCUUCAAUAUUUGUGCAUAUUUAGAAUUCUUGAGAUUCAAGUAAUGAAGCCAUUGUAUCAAUUCAAAAUUCAUGAUCAACAUUUAAAAAGGAA
Helianthus annuus (common sunflower) is the source of this 2171-nucleotide messenger RNA. RefSeq names its product peptide chain release factor PrfB1, chloroplastic-like. NCBI's taxonomy places the organism in Eukaryota, Viridiplantae, Streptophyta, Magnoliopsida, Asterales, Asteraceae. Bases 713 to 1618 code for a protein of 301 amino acids. The record is from RefSeq and is a predicted model, not a curated record. Gene Ontology annotation, molecular function: translation release factor activity. The transcript has 6 exons. Gene Ontology annotation, biological process: translational termination.